UUCCGGAUGCGUCACACUUAAAUUCUUCUUGUUGCCGACCAACAGUAAACAAUCUUGGAUUCAGGUUCAAGACAAACCGAGACAAUGUUCGAUGUCGCAUUAUCUCCCGCGGGUGCUCAAAUCGCCCUGGCUACAUCGAGUGAUGAAAAGCAUCCCCCAGAAAAUAUUAUAGAUGGGAAUGCAGAAACCUUCUGGUCUACAACUGGGAUGUUUCCUCAAGAAGUUGUCAUCAAAUUUCAGACUUUGAUGAGGAUAACCAAUGUACACAUAAGCUCAUACAAUGUUAAAAAAUUAAAGUUGGAGGCGUCAGAAACGGAGGACUCUAACAAGUAUGAUACAAUUGCUGAGACUGAGCUGGAAGAGACAGAUUCCCAGUUACAGCAGGAAGAAAUUCAGUUAGGAGAAAAGCGAGCUCACAGCCUACGGAUUGUUAUUGAGUCUGGUUUUGACCACUUUGUGUCCUUGCAUAAAGUUGUGGUCAGUGGACAAGCUAUGCAUCAUUAAAGAGUACAUCUAUAUUAUGUUUUC
Aplysia californica (California sea hare) is the source of this 528-nucleotide messenger RNA. RefSeq names its product intraflagellar transport protein 25 homolog. Bases 85 to 504 code for a protein of 139 amino acids. The transcript is spliced from 4 exons. Gene Ontology annotation, biological process: intraciliary transport. The record is from RefSeq and is a predicted model, not a curated record. NCBI's taxonomy places the organism in Eukaryota, Metazoa, Mollusca, Gastropoda, Aplysiida, Aplysiidae. Gene Ontology annotation, cellular component: intraciliary transport particle B; cilium; centrosome.